Molecule: messenger RNA, 374 nt
Organism: Cuscuta campestris
Lineage: Eukaryota; Viridiplantae; Streptophyta; Magnoliopsida; Solanales; Convolvulaceae
Source: the annotation of a GenBank genome assembly
AACUGUCUGAUCGCAACGGUGCAAUCGGAUUUCAAUUCGGAGAAAGUUGGACCAAAAAGUGUUCCCCGACUAGGACUAAAUUAGUCCCAAUCAGGGAAGAGUCGUGAGAAUAACAGAGCCGCCCUCCCACAAUCGUGUAAAUGACGAAGAAAAACAGGAAACCUCAUUGUUUUCUACUUUCUCUUUACACUAUAUAAGCAUGUAUCCUCUCCCUCAAUUCUUCAUCAAUUCUCUCCAUUAUUCUUUCUAUUCUGUUCUUGAGAAAGUGAGGAGUGCGAUGGUGCUGUCCGGAGAAGUUGAGGUCGCCGGAGCAAGCCAUGGUGUUCGCCGGAAGUUUCGCCGUUUUUCCGCCGGAAUCAUCGUUUCACUUCAAA